Messenger RNA from Dreissena polymorpha, 766 nucleotides. Its product is annotated as transmembrane protein 26-like. NCBI's taxonomy places the organism in Eukaryota, Metazoa, Mollusca, Bivalvia, Myida, Dreissenidae. The coding region runs from base 287 to 694 and encodes 135 amino acids. The transcript is spliced from 2 exons. The record is from RefSeq and is a predicted model, not a curated record.
GCGCCCCAGUUUUGUUGUGUACCUUUUGCUACUACUCCCUGCUAUCUGGCUGCUGCAACUGCACCAGUAUGACGUCGCGCGGUCUGAGCAGCCGACUCAGAACACUACCGGCUCCGAAGGCAGCACCCUGGACAACUUGCUGAAUAUCGAGGAGACCACGUGGAUAGUCGUGAUCCAGGAGACGCUUAUCUACGUGCUGCUGUUCGGCCGCUGGCUCAACGACGACGUGGCCGGCAAGAAUCUUUCGCAGCAACUCAUCAACUUCCUGGCAAGCGCCUCCGACAUCAUGGAGCUGUACGCGCUAUUCGACCUGCCCGACGUGCAGACGCACUUCACCAGCACUAUUGCUGUGCUGGCCAUCUGGUCGAUGAGUUUCAUCCAGUUUAUUCCGGUUCUUACCAAAACCAUACACCGUCAGAAUGCAGUGGCCGACUCGUCUCCACCGUCCAUCGAAGCGGGAGAAAACAAAAAAUCAGCUCCAAGUUCGCGGAAUUUCCAUAUAGCGGAAGUUGUCUUGACCUUCCUCUUCCAAGACGGGCCGUUCCUGGCAGUACGUCUGUUCAUCAUAAUUAACUUCAACACAAUAUCGCAUAGCUUGGUUUUCUUCGUGAUCAAAAACGUCGUCACAAUUAUGUUGCUGAUAUACCGCCUCGCUGUGUUAUUAAAGGCUAAGCCCGGAAAGAAACAACAGUAAUGUAAUAUGAGACAACAAUCGAGCCUCGUUGUAGGAAAUCUGAGCGUAAUGUUUGUGAUAAAGUAUUGUCCU